This is a messenger RNA of Fopius arisanus, 3317 nucleotides long. RefSeq names its product protein apterous. The record is from RefSeq and is a predicted model, not a curated record. Gene Ontology annotation, biological process: regulation of transcription by RNA polymerase II; neuron differentiation. The transcript has 6 exons. Gene Ontology annotation, molecular function: RNA polymerase II transcription regulatory region sequence-specific DNA binding; DNA-binding transcription factor activity, RNA polymerase II-specific. Lineage: Eukaryota; Metazoa; Arthropoda; Insecta; Hymenoptera; Braconidae. Gene Ontology annotation, cellular component: nucleus. Bases 798 to 2498 code for a protein of 566 amino acids.
GCGGCGCAACAACGCCUGUCGUGUCUCUCCGGCUCGGCACACACACAAACCACUUGUCUUUGUCUUGCCAGUGGAUAAACCAAUUUUUACCUGUCUUUUGUCAAUGGUUAAAGGCACAUGCGCGGUGCCCCAUGGGUUUUCGGUGACAACGACAAUUGUUUUUUUUUUUUAUUCCUUCACUCCAGACGGCUAGUGCGCGCCGGUUUUCCCAGAUUUUUUGUGCGUCCAUAACUCUGACGCUGGACGUCAAUCGUGAAGACCCGGGGGUGAUCUGUUGAAGGUGUUUUCUUUUUUUUGGUUUUUUCAUUUUUUUUUUGGUUUUUUUUUUUCGAUGAAUGGAAAUAUCAAUUUGAGAUUGUGAUUGUCGGGUUGUGUCGUGCCGUCGGAUUGUGACUGGUGUUUUGAAAAAAAUUUUUUUUUCCAUUUGUUUUUUAUUUGAGUGACUAUUUCUGUGCGCGAGUACUUCAGGUAUCUUCGAGGAAUGAGGCUCGAGUGGUCUCGAGAACUCUGAGAGAACUGGGGAGAGCAUGAGGCUGGAGGACUUGAGGGAAAUCGAGUCUUGAGGGAAUUUGCUGGAUGGUUUGCCUGGAGGGACAUCAAGUCGUGGAUAGUGGAGUCACCGGCGGUGAUUACUCGGUGGUAGUUGGAGAUUAUUUUUAAAGUGUCGUUGAUUUUUUGGGGUGUGUGGGACUUACGCAAUCUCAGGGUUAUUGACAACCAGGUCCCCCGGUUCUCCCUUGACCGGAUCAACGUCACGCACCCUUUGCGGGAAUCACCCCGCCACAGCAGCCACCCUGAUGGGAGUGUAUGAGGAACGCGCCCCUCCUACCACCGGCAUGCACUGGCAGCCGCCCGGCUCGCAGGAGCGUGGAAGCGGCUUGGCUUUGGGCUGUCAAGGUGGUGGGCCAGGGAGCGCAGGGGGUCCUGGAGUUGAUCAAACGAGAGACCUGAGUCCAUGUCUCCCGGCGUCGAUGGGUGAUGCCGCAAGACCUACAACUCUACCCUGUAGCCCACCUGCUGCCCACCACGGUGUCCAUCGUACACCGCUGCAUCAAACCCACUGCGGUACAAAUAAUAAUUGUUACGACGGCUCAACAACCCCCUACGACUCUCGAGACUACGGAUCGCCCGGUGGUGAUUAUCGAAAUAGCUACGAUAAUGCCAGUGAUCUGAGUAUACCACCUCAGACAAAUCAACAGUGUCAUCACAAUCAGCAGUUGCACAAUCAUCAGUCGCAGGUGCAACACCAGACGAAUCAGCAGGAUCAUCGUGGCGAUGAUAUACAUGCUAUUCCAAAAUUGGAACCACCACCGACUCCACCGUCGCAGGCUGAUGAUGUGCCAGGGGUCGUGUGCGCUGGAUGUGGUCUCAGAAUAUCUGACAGGUUUUAUCUGCAGGCGGUGGACAGAAGGUGGCAUGCCGCCUGCCUGCAGUGCUCCCACUGUCGUCAGGGCCUCGACGGCGAGGUCACCUGCUUCAGCAGGGACGGCAACAUCUACUGCAAAAAGGAUUACUACAAAAUGUUCGGCAGCAUGAAGCGAUGCGCAAGAUGUCAAGCCGCUAUUUUAGCUUCGGAAUUGGUAAUGCGAGCUAGAGAACUCGUGUUUCACGUUCGAUGCUUUUCCUGCGCAGCGUGCACUGUACCAUUGACAAAGGGUGAUCAUUUUGGUAUGAGAGAUGGUGCUGUGCUCUGUCGUUUGCAUUAUGAGAUGGGUGCUGAGUUGCAUCCGUCUCAGAGUCCACCAGUACCAGUUUAUCCACCGGGUCCGCAUUAUCCUGGUCAGUCAUUUCCAUCACCCGAGUUUCUUCACCAUCAGCCACAUCAUAUACCAGGGCAUACACAUCAUUCGAUGCAUCCACAGCAUCCACACCAGUUGACACACGCAAGUCCCGUUCCCCUGCAGCCGUCAACACCGUCUGGGCCUGAUGCUGGUUCACCACCUAAAGUACCGUACUUCAAUGGUGCCGCUUCCACAGUGGGAGCCAAUGCCGGUGUACCUCCACCCAGACAAAAAGGCAGACCCAGAAAAAGGAAGCCGAAGGAUCUGGAGGCGAUGACAGCUAGUCUUGACCUCAACUCGGAUUACAUUGAUAUGCCAUUUGGUAGAGGUCCUGGUACACCGGGUAUGCCUGGAUCGAAUAGCCGAACUAAACGCAUGAGAACGAGCUUCAAGCAUCAUCAGUUGAGAACGAUGAAGAGUUACUUCGCCAUCAAUCACAAUCCCGACGCGAAGGAUCUCAAGCAGCUUUCCCAGAAGACCGGAUUGCCAAAGAGGGUACUACAGGUGUGGUUUCAGAACGCACGCGCAAAAUGGCGGCGCAUGGUGCUCAAACAGGAGGGCAAAUCCGACAAGUGCGGUGGUGUUGAUGGUGGAUCACUCAAUGACCUAGAACUUUACGGAAAUAGUGCGGGAAGUGGUGGACCACCGAUGAGUCCACAAUUCAUGAUGGGUGGGCCUCACAGUCCCGCAUCUCUUGGCUCACUGGAUUGCGCGUGAUUUCGUACCUGUUUAACAGAUCUGUCGUCGUUCAUUGGUUUCGCUAAAAAAUAUUUCAAAUGAAAAAAAAAUAAAUAAUGAAAAAAACUGGUAAGAGACUAUUGUGGGACCUGGUCCCGUUACGGCUGUCUAAUAAUCAUUCCCCAUGGACUCGCAGGACGAAUGGUGAUGUGAAUAUUUAUUCAGAGUCCUGGGGAAUCAUCUGUAAAAUACAACAUACGCAUUACUGCCCGUUAAUAGAAUAGUGCGUGUAGUCGUAUGUGAAUUGUAUAUUAAGACAUAGCUUAUAUGAGAGAUAUAUAUAUGUGGAGAAAGAUGAAUUUAUUAUAAUAAAGUGACGAGGUUAUCGUCUUCUGUACUAUAGAUACAAUGAGGAUUAUAUGUAUUUAUUUGUAGAAACUUGAGUAAUUGUGGUGAGAGCAGUGUUGUUUAUUUGCAUUGAUGGAUCAAACACAUUUCCAGGCAGUUUCAACUGAAAGAAUAGUGCGAGGACAUGAGGAUCAUUUCAUCUCGAUAUAUUUAUUUGUAAGGAUUAUCCAGCCAGUGAAAUUUCAUUGUUAGCUAAAGUGAGUCAGUGUAUUUGUAAAUAUCGCAGAUUGGUGAAUUAUGAUAUGUUCCUUCAGUACACAACUACAAAGACACACGAGAAUUCUAAUAAGAUCGUAGGGGGGAUGUAUUGCAGUAGGUUGCGGUCGUUUAGCUCGAGAUAAUGAUAAUGAUCAUAAUCAUUUAAAAAACAAACCACCUAUCUAUUGUCCUUGUAAAUCGAUCGAUUGCCUAUAAUUUUACAAAAUGACUUUUUUCAUUGAAUAUAUUUUG